Saccoglossus kowalevskii is the source of this 785-nucleotide messenger RNA. RefSeq lists its product as uncharacterized. The record is from RefSeq and is a predicted model, not a curated record. Lineage: Eukaryota; Metazoa; Hemichordata; Enteropneusta; Harrimaniidae. Gene Ontology annotation, molecular function: protein binding.
AAACAAGUCAGUGGUUUGUUUACGCUGUAGUCACGAUAAUUUCACGGCUAGUUUUCCGUCCAAUUUAACAAGGAAGAUGUGAUAAGUCGAUGUGAUUUCAGUAAAUUUGAGAACUAUAGCCUUCCAUAAACAUGUCUAUGCGAACAAAAAUUAACGGGUUUACGGCAUGGGUAAAUUUACGACUCAUGCCGCACAACCUGUUAUUAAACAAUGUCGUUAUGGAUCUGUUGACGGGUACAAACAUGAAAGUGCUGACAGAAAGUUUUACCGGCAAUGACAACAAGAAGAUACAGAGCUUUGAUGAUUUGACUCAACAACAAAAAAUAACUCGAGUUGAAUGGAUUGUGCAAGAACUUAAAGAAAGAGAAGUAAUUCCUAAAGAUGUAUUUAUUGACUGUCGAUUAUUUGCAAUGAGACAUGCUGAACAUAUAUUUGAUCUACUCUGGAAACUAAUAACUCAUGAUAUAUGGUUUUGUUGGGAGAGGUUGGAAUAUAUGUUGCAGACUGAUGACCGUUCUGUUACUGAAGUGCCUUUCAAGUGGGUACCAGAGCCACCACCAGUCAAGAAAAAAAAGAAAUUUAAGAAGUCAUCUUCAUUACUGUCAGGAUUUGGUUCCUCAUCAGUUGUCACAGAAUCUUUGCCCUCAACACCUGAGCCUGAGGCUGAUGACUAUGAGAAGUUUCCAGGAGCUGACAUCAUUAAGAAAUUCAAACCUCGUCGAAAAAAUUGGCAGCCACCUGAUGGUGAUGAGUGUAUUAUUGAGAUGAUUAAUUCUAUGUUGCAG